GUGACUUCAUGAUUAUUUUCUUGUUCCCUCAACGUCUUCCCCUGUUUCUUGAUGAUCGCUAGUCGACUUCAUAUUCCUCGGGUUUUCGGUGUAUCCUCGAUCUUGCCCCCUCUCUCAUGUCUAGUUACCACACUCGCUAUGGAAUCCUGCAUUGCUCUCUCUCCCUGCAAUCUCUCGGUCUUUUUUGCCCUGUAUUGCUUACUUGACGACUAUCCCAGCACUGCUUUGUAUCGUAGUCUCAUGCUGGUAGAGCUACCAUUAUCAGAUAUCUGCAUAUUAUCCUUGGCGGUGUCAUGAACUAUAACGUGACCUCGUUAUCUUACGUGACAACCGCGGCUCCCUAUCAGUCCAAACAUUGACAAACCCCGUUUGGGCCGCGGCCCAGUAGUUUUUUGACCCUGCC
Messenger RNA from Suillus plorans, 403 nucleotides. RefSeq lists its product as uncharacterized. The record is from RefSeq and is a predicted model, not a curated record. Bases 52 to 297 code for a protein of 81 amino acids. The transcript has a single exon. Lineage: Eukaryota; Fungi; Basidiomycota; Agaricomycetes; Boletales; Suillaceae.